AGCGCCGACCAGAUAUUCGUAUCCUUACUUUAGCCUAAAAUUGCUGGCAACAUUGCUGUUUGAACUUCUAUUUCUACUUCCACAACUGUAUGUUUCGUGGAUGCAAUUUCGUGUUUGUAUAUUGAUAAAUUUUAGAUUUAUUGUUGGUAGAGUAAAAUUAUCAAGAUGCACAUCUUUUUAAGAAGUCAGGAGACUCAUUCUGUUGAUUUAAGUGAGGGAACUAUUUCAUCUUUGAAGGAUUUUAUAGAAGAAGCAGAAGGUAUUGUGAAAGAAGAGCAGGUUUUAUAUUAUGGUGGAAGUCCUUUGGAAGAUGACCAGUGUCUUGCUGAAUGCUUAGUAGAUGGUGCAACUGUUGAUGUAUGUGUCAGACUUAGAGGAGGCAAAGUCCAUGGUUCACUUGCUCGAGCAGGCAAAGUAAAAGGUCAGACACCAAAGGUGGAGAAGCAGGAAAAGAAGAAAAAGAAAACUGGACGGGCAAAGCGCAGGAUGCAGUUUAACAGAAGAUUUGUAAAUGUGGUUGUUACUUUCGGCAGGAAGAAGGGACCCAAUUCAAAUUCAUAAUGUAAAAUUUAUUGUAAAAACUUGUGAAAUAUAUUUGUUUUUCAAUCUG
Messenger RNA from Stegodyphus dumicola, 610 nucleotides. Its product is annotated as ubiquitin-like FUBI-ribosomal protein eS30 fusion protein. Gene Ontology annotation, biological process: translation. Gene Ontology annotation, molecular function: protein binding; structural constituent of ribosome. The record is from RefSeq and is a predicted model, not a curated record. Gene Ontology annotation, cellular component: cytosolic small ribosomal subunit; ribosome. Lineage: Eukaryota; Metazoa; Arthropoda; Arachnida; Araneae; Eresidae.